Aspergillus udagawae is the source of this 1149-nucleotide messenger RNA. RefSeq lists its product as uncharacterized. NCBI's taxonomy places the organism in Eukaryota, Fungi, Ascomycota, Eurotiomycetes, Eurotiales, Aspergillaceae. The record is from RefSeq and is a predicted model, not a curated record. Bases 1 to 1149 code for a protein of 382 amino acids. The transcript has 2 exons.
AUGCAUGGGCAACAAAACCUGACCGCUGUUUCUCUCACUCCUCCAACCGAACUGUUUCUUAUAAUCGCUCAGUUUGCAAACGCUUUGGAGCCCUUUUGCUUGUCAGUGACCAUGGACGAUAGUGCUAUAACUACAGAAAUGUUUACCUCCCUGGUGUGUGCUGACGCGGUGCAGCGUAACCAAGAGCUGAUGCAAAAAAUUCAAUGGGCGCUUGAGGAAAAUCCAGCGGCCGAUUUGAUGGCACUCAUCCCUGACUCCUAUCGCCAGAUGCAUCAAGAAUCACAAUUCAAAAGUCCGAAAACAAGUACUGCUAUGCUCAACCAAAGGACCUUGAAUGUGCUCAACGUCUUCCUAAGGGAAGAUCCUGAGAUCAACUUACUAUCGGUUUUCCCUCCGAACUAUGCUCGGCGUUAUCGACUCGCGGCCCAGUCUUCGAUCAACCCGUUGGAGCGCAAGGUGACGAAACCACGGAGCCCUCCGGACUUUCGCACGCGUCUGGAUACUGCGGAGACACCUACAAUUGUUUUUCCACUAUCUCAGAACGUAACGACCCUGUUGAAACAAUUCUCCGAGUCCGAUGCACAGCCAACGGACGCAGGGCACGCGCUACUUGGACCCUUGCGACAACUGCUCUGGAGUUCCCAAAAGCUAUGUGAAAAUCCUGUAAGGGGUGUUGUCGUUAAGUGUGAUGAUGACCUCGUUGCAAAAGUUGUCGUAACGAGCGGUGACUAUACAGAGUACACGACUCUGCAGUACCUUGCUGAACGGGCACCGGAGAUUCCUGUUCCACGACCUCAUGGCUUAAUUAGAAUUGGGCUCCUUUGCGUUAUUUUUAUGACUUACAUCCCGUCUAUGACGUUGACUCAGGCAUGGCCUACCCUCACACAUCAAGACAAGGUGUCUGUGCAGCGUCAGCUGGAUGGCACCUUCUGCCAAUUGAGGACGCUUCAAAAAGAUGAAUACUAUUUGGAAUGCGUUGAAGGCAAAAGAGUCAUGGAACACACAGACAGUUCAAUACUCAGCGUACCUCCUGGAUGUGAGGAUCUCGAACGUACUACUCCCCAUCAUGGCAGUAAAACUUAUGUCAAAUUCCUCCAUUCUUUCCUUACAGAUCCUGUUCAGGGAUCAGUCUUCGCUCAUGGCGAUUGA